GGUGGUUCAAGCCUGCACCGAUCCGUCCCCGUUUGCACACCAUGGCAACGGCAAGCACGGGAGGAGGCAGUCGUAAGUUGAAGCCUCAGGGAAGUAACCCGGAGGCUCCUGAUAAGAAGUUGGCGAAGACGUUGAACGCCGACGACGACGAUGCGGAAUUGGGCAUGGGAAGUGGAGGAGAGGAAGGAGAGAUGGACAUGAAAGGCAUGAUGAAGGCGAUGAUGGGCAUGAUGAAAGGCAUGAGGAAGGACAUGAAAUGCAUUAAGAAGGAGACGGAGGAGAAGAUGGCCAGCAUUCAGCAGACCGUCGAGAUCGCCAGCGAUACCGCAGGGAUGGCCAUGGCGGAGUGUAAGAAGGUCCAGUCGGAGGUGAAAGGGGUCAAGGAUCAUAUCACCAAAUUCGAACGCGACCUGAGGGAGCUUCGCACUACGGUUCAGAAUCGGUCCGACACCAUCCCAGCCACCGACAACCUGCAGACGAUCGAAAAGGGCAUCCGGGAGCUGCAAGUCAUUGCUGCCGGCUUGCAGGAGGCCCAGGACGAGGAGGACAUUAUCGAACAAGUCACGAAGCGUGUUGUUGAUUUGGGAGCAGGAAGCAAGCACACCGACAUCUUCGUUUACACUGACCCUUCCAAGAUUGGCGUCAUACAGUUCAAGUCGAUCGCAGCAAAGAUCGGCUUCCUCAAAAAAGCUUCCAAUACGACGACCAAAUGGGAUAAUGGCUCAGACAUGCGUUUUAAGAGCAACGAUACACUGGCGAAGCGUACCAUCGACAAGGAGAUGGGGAAGGUCAAGAGUUUGUUGCACAAUGAGGGUCAAGGAUACAAGCUGGAGGACAUGAAGAUUAAGUGGAAGGAGAGGGUGGUGGAGUUGAAGGGAAAGAGGGUAGCUUGGAAGAAGGAGGGAGGGGAAGGACUGCAGUACGAGGGAGAAGGGAAAACCGUAGAAGAGGCAGUCAAAUCCUUCAUGACGGCCUGGAAGAGCAAACGAAUGGGCACCAUAGACGAGGAUCUGUGACCCUGCCGGCGAACCCGCUCACAAAGUACCAGUACCAGUCGAAUCACAACCUCUACAAGGACAGUUUUGGGAAGAGCGGGGAGAGGUGGAGGGAGAGGGACGCACCACCAUGUGUCCGGAGACGUGCCGUUUUGCAUGAUUGGGACAGGUGCUGUUGACGUUCCAGCUCAGGACCGGCUACCUCGAGGACCGGAUGCGGAUCACGAACCACACUUGCACGAUACAACUUUGGCAAUUCAUUCGAAGUUCAAUGUGUUUUUCAAGAACGUCAGAGGUCUCACAAAUGAGGCCCGUCUUGACGAGCUUCUCAUGGAG
Molecule: messenger RNA, 1331 nt
Organism: Prorocentrum cordatum
Lineage: Eukaryota; Dinophyceae; Prorocentrales; Prorocentraceae
Source: the annotation of a GenBank genome assembly